Pediculus humanus corporis (human body louse) is the source of this 2481-nucleotide messenger RNA. RefSeq lists its product as uncharacterized. Gene Ontology annotation, biological process: regulatory ncRNA-mediated gene silencing. Lineage: Eukaryota; Metazoa; Arthropoda; Insecta; Psocodea; Pediculidae. Gene Ontology annotation, cellular component: P granule. The transcript has 11 exons. Bases 1 to 2481 code for a protein of 826 amino acids. The record is from RefSeq and is a predicted model, not a curated record. Gene Ontology annotation, molecular function: piRNA binding; protein binding.
AUGACUCGAAGUAAACGACAAAGAGUUAAAAUUUCAGUUCAAGAUUUUAAUAUUAAAUGUAUAAGCACAAGCAUUCUCAAUGACGUACAAAGCAAAACAAAAAAUACUUUAUUGGAAAAUGAAAAACCUCCAGUUAUUAGAAGAGGAGAAGGAGGGCAAAAAAUCGAUGUAUUAACUAAUUAUGUCCUUCUUAAAAAAGAUCCGGAAAAAAAUAUAUAUGAAUACGAUGUGAAAUUUACACCGGAAGUAGUUAACGCCGCUUAUCGCAUAAGGUGUUACGAUGGAGGAAAUAGUUUUUACCUACCAGAAAAAUUACCAGAAGAUGCAAUCGUUAUGAAAUUGAAACACCCGAAUGACAAUUCUUCUCUAAAUCUGACCGUUACGUAUAAAAAACAAAAAAAUUAUAAAGAGUGCGGAAAAUUUUUUAAUAUUUUAUUUAACAAUUGUGCAAAAGUUUUAAAAUUAGCCAGAUUGGGAAAAGAACAUUAUGAAUUUCGUUUAAGUCAUCAAAUUCCUCAACAUAAAUUAGAAAUUUGGCCUGGUUAUGUGACAAGAGUUGCAGAAUUUGAAGGGGGACUUCUUUUGUGUUGCGAUAUACGUCACAGGAUAUUACGUACCGAAAGUGCACUCGAAGUGUUUUCGAACAUUGCAGCAAUUGAUCCCCUUAACUAUAAAUCGGUGGCCUUUAAGGAAUUAAUAGGACAAUGUGUUCUGACACGUUACAACAAUAACUUGUACACGAUUGAUGACAUAGAUUGGGAUAGAACGCCAUUAUCAACAUUCAAAUUAUCAACGGGAACCGACAUAACUUUUUUAGAUUAUUAUAAAAGGCAAUACAACAUAGAUAUAAUUGAUUUGGAACAACCUUUGCUCGUUAGUAAAACUAAAAUAAAAAAUGAAAAGGGAGAAUUUAAAUUCAUGUACCUCGUACCGGAAAUUUGUCACAUGACGGGAUUAACUGAAAAAAUGAAAAACGAUGUAAAAGUUAUGAAAGAAAUAUCUGCGUACACGAGAAUCACUCCCUACCAAAGAAACUAUGCUUUCAAUAGGUUUUUGAGAAAUAUAAAAAAUAACGAUGAUGCCAAAGAAAUGCUUUUAGAAUGGGGUUUAAAUAUCGACGUAAAACCACUUGAAAUCGAGGCUCGAAUUUUACCCAAAGAAUUUAUCAUUUUAAAAGAUGACAAAAAAAUCGAAGCUCCGUCAAAUGGUUUUUGGUUAAGCUGCAUAAAAAAUUUUGGAGCUUUCCGUACCGUUCGCGUAAAUUCUUGGAUUUUGUUUCACACGUUAAAAGAUAAAAAUUUGGCAUAUAAAUUUAAAGAAAUGAUUUUAAAAGUUGGACCCGGUUUAGGUAUGAAAAUAUUAAAUCCGCAAAUGGUGGCAUUGAAAAAUGAUAAAAUUGAAUCCUACAUACAAGGUUUAAGAGAUAAUGUUAAUUCGGAAACGCAGGUUGUCCUUUGUUUAUGUCCCACAAUGAGAACGGAUAGAUAUUCGGCUAUAAAAAAAUUUUGCUGUAGAGAAACGCCGAUUUUAUCUCAAGUUGUUAACACUUGUACAAUAUCAAGAGAUCAUUUAUUAUCCUCCGUCGCGCAAAACGUCACACUUCAAAUAAAUAAUAAACUGGGAGGAGCUUCUUGGGGUGUUCACAUCCCAUUGAAAAAUUGCAUGGUUUGCGGCAUAGAUAUUUUUCACGAGAAAAACAAUAACAGCGUGGGCGGUUUCGUAUCAUCCUUCGAUAAUAAUUUCACAAAAUGGUUUUCGAAAACUUGCAUUCACGAACCCAAUCAAGAAUUAAUGAACGGAUUGGAAUCGUAUCUCGAUGUUUACAUGUGUUUACAGGAAAAUAAAGUUUUACCCAACAGGAUAUUUAUUUUUCGCGACGGCGUAAGUCACGGCAUGUUACGAUACGUUCAAGAUCACGAAGUUUUACAAUUUUCCGAAGCUUGUAAAUUACUAUCUAAAAAUUACAAGCCUAAAAUAUCGUUUAUAGUCGUUGCGAAAAGGAUAAAUAUAAAAUAUUUUGAAAUUUCUGAGAACACGUCAACCGUAGAAAAUCCUCCAAUCGGAAGCGUUGUGGAUCACACGGUGACACUUAGAAAUAAUUAUGAUUUUUUCCUAGUUUCACAACAUGUUAAAAGUGGUACAGCCAAACCAUCUCAUUACAUUGUACUUCAAGAUGAAAAUAAUUUACAACCCCAUCAAAUGCAAAGAUUAACAUAUAAAUUUUGUCAUUUGUAUUUUAAUUGGUCUGGAACUAUAAGAGUACCUGCUCCCUGCAUGUAUGCUCACAAGUUGGCUUUUUUAGUCGGUCAGUACUUGAAAGGACCCGUUCACAGUACUCUGGAGGAUAAAUUGAUGUUAAAAUUAGUUUUAUGGUUAGACUAUUACUUACAGUUGUGGAAGAAAUACAUAAUUGUAACAUUGCAAUUGAUAAACAAUAGUUUAAGCGAAAAAGAACCAAGAAAGCAGUAUCCAUUUGAUUAG